AUGAGUUCUGACCUUCUGAGGCACACCGUCAACCAGUAUUUGGAAGAACUUCCGCAGCAGGUGCAAACAAGACUGUAUGAGUCUCCUGCAACAUGUUUAGCAAUUUAUAGAUUGUUACCACAAUUAUCAAAAUUCUUCGUAAUGGCAAUGGUUUUCAAUGAAAAUGAUGUAUCGCUGCGUGAUUUGGAUAGAUGGGUCAAGACAAAUGGUAAAUUACAAUUCCAAGAGGCUAUCAAAUCUAUGAAAUCUUUACAUUUAAUAAUACCAAGUAAAGGUAACGGUACUCUGAUGAUUAGUUUGAAUCCUACUUUUAAAGAAAGCUUUAGAAAUGCCUUGACAGGGGGUGAAAUUAAUAAUUCGUUCGGUAUUGUCGUCGAUAAUGAAGCGGAACAAAGUAGAAUCACAUUAAAUUUCCUUGACGAAUAUUCUGCAAAUAAAUGGGAAACUAUCUUACAUUUCAUGGUGGGUACUCCCUUGGCCAAUAUACCAUCCCAUAAUGUUUUAAAUUUACUGAAAAAUAGUAGAUUGAUGGAAGAAGCUGAUAAAACAGGCACAUUGAAAAUCACAAAUGAGGGUUUUCAAUUUCUGUUGCAAGAAAUAAAUUCACAAAUUUGGACUCUAUUAUUACAAUAUUUGAAAAUGUCUGAAUCGUUACAAAUGGAUCCUGUGGAAGUUUUAAACUUUAUUUUCAUGCUUGGUGCUUUGGAAAUUGGGAAGGCAUACAGUAUUGAUGGAUUAACUGAAACUCAAAAGACAAUGUUAAGAGAUUUUAGAGACUACGGUAUAAUAUUCCAAAAAAAUCUUACAUCUAAGUCAUUCUACCCAACCAAUCUUGCGAUUAUGUUGACUUCAGAUACAAGAAGUAUACUGAGAACAGCGUCAGGUGCCAUGGAUAGUGUAUUAAGGCAAAAUAAAGAGGAUUCCAAGAAGCAAACUUCUGGUGACAAUGUUACAGAGGAUACAGCAAAUGAUAUAGAACAGAUCGGGCUGGAAAAUCAAGAAGGUAGAGAUGGCUCCUUAAUUAUUGAAACGAAUUUCAAAUUAUAUUCAUAUUCAAAUUCACCUUUACAGAUUGCAAUCUUAAGUUUAUUCGUACAUUUGAAAUCAAGAUUUGUGAAUAUGGUAACGGGACAAAUAACAAGAGAAUCCAUCAGAAGAGCAUUGGUUAAUGGUAUUACAGCAGAUCAGAUUAUUGCAUAUUUAGAAACUCAUGCACAUCCACGAAUGCGAAGAUUAGCAGAAGAAAAAUUAGAGAAAAAAUUAGAAUUAGAUCCAAAUAGUAAAGACACUUUACAAAUUUUACCUCCAACUGUUGUUGAUCAAAUUAAAUUAUGGCAAUUAGAACUAGAUAGAGUCAUAACAUACGAUGGGUCAUUAUAUUCAGAUUUUGAAAAUAGUACAGAAUAUAAUAUGCUGAGUAAAUAUGCCCAAGAUAUUGGCGUGUUAAUAUGGAAGGAUGACAAGAAGAGAAAGUUUUUUGUAUCGAAAGAAGGUAACACACAGGUGCUGGACUACGCUAAAAGGAAAUUGAAAAAGAAAGCUUGA
Molecule: messenger RNA, 1545 nt
Organism: Kazachstania africana CBS 2517
Lineage: Eukaryota; Fungi; Ascomycota; Saccharomycetes; Saccharomycetales; Saccharomycetaceae
Gene: TFB2
Product: TFIIH/NER complex subunit TFB2
Exons: 1
Coding region: 1-1545 (514 amino acids)
Biological process (GO): nucleotide-excision repair
Cellular component (GO): transcription factor TFIIH core complex; transcription factor TFIIH holo complex
Molecular function (GO): double-stranded DNA binding; ATPase activator activity
Source: RefSeq, a predicted model, not a curated record